AUGAACAAGAUGGUUGGAGGAAAUCAGUCUAUGGUGACAGAAUUUGUGCUUCUGGGACUUUGCCACUCUUGGAAAAUUCAAGUGUUACUCUCUGUAAUAUUUUUGAUGCUUUACUUGUUCAUCAUACCUGGCAAUAUUGUCAUUGUGACUUUAAUCAUCACUGACACCCAUCUGCAUUCCCCCAUGUACUUCUUGUUGGCAAAUCUGUCCUUUGUUGAUAUGUGGCUUUCCUCAAUCACUACUCCUAAAAUGAUCACGGACCUUCUCAGAGUGAACAAGACCAUUUCUUUUGGAGGAUGCAUGUCCCAGGUAUUCUUUUCUCAGUUCAUUGCAGCUCUUGAAAUGGUUCUGCUGGUGGUAAUGGCCUAUGACCGCUAUGUGGCCAUCUGCAAACCACUGCACUACUCCACUAUUAUGAGCCUGCAAAGGUGCAUUGGGCUGGUGGUGACUGCCUGGACAGCUGGUCUUGUGCAUGCUAUGAGUCAAGUGGUUUUUAUUGUAAAGCUUCCUUUCUGUGGUCCCAGAGAAAUAGAUAGUUUCUUCUGUGACAGACCACUGAUAAUGAAGUUAGCCUGCAUAAAUUCUUAUAAUUUGGAAAUUUUCAUGAAUGUGAAUUGUGGCUUUGUGGCCCUAACUUCCUUUGUUCUCUUGCUGAUAUCCUACACACAUAUUCUUAUUACUGUCUGCAAAAGCCCUAAAACUGGUGCAAACAAGGCACUGUCCACCUGCACUGCCCACAUCACAGUUGUGGUGCUGUUUUUUGGGCCCUGCAUCUUUCUGUAUGUGUGGCCACUCAGCCUCACCUGGAUAGACAAAUUUCUUGCUGUGUUUUACUCUGUUUUCACACCUCUCUUAAAUCCGGUCAUUUAUACACUAAGAAAUAAUGAAAUGAAAAGUUCUAUGCAGAGAUAUAGAAAAUACUAUGUGGAUUCUAUACGAAGUGUUUUAUGCCUAGAAACCUAG
Messenger RNA from Cavia porcellus (domestic guinea pig), 963 nucleotides. Its product is annotated as olfactory receptor 4F4-like. Gene Ontology annotation, cellular component: plasma membrane. The coding region runs from base 1 to 963 and encodes 320 amino acids. Gene Ontology annotation, biological process: G protein-coupled receptor signaling pathway. NCBI's taxonomy places the organism in Eukaryota, Metazoa, Chordata, Mammalia, Rodentia, Caviidae. The transcript has a single exon. The record is from RefSeq and is a predicted model, not a curated record. Gene Ontology annotation, molecular function: G protein-coupled receptor activity; olfactory receptor activity.